GCAGAGGGGAGGCCUCACAGUGGUAGGCUGCAUCCACACUGGAGGAAUAAUCCGGUUUGGCACCGCUUUAACUCUUCGCCUGGCCCUUAUCUUUGUUCUGCCCUCCCUUCUCUACCUUCCUUCCAUUCAAAACAAAGACUUUCCUCUUUGGUCCUGAAAACGUGCCCUUUAAGAGCAUCUGGACUUCAUCUCCCAGAAGCCUCUGCCGUGUCGCCAACGGCCUGGGACUCUGGGAACUGAAGUCCGAAAUCCCUCGACGGACGAGCAGCAGCAGAGUCAGGGGAGCCCUGCGCUGGAGGAACCAUGCAUGCACGCAGGAAACGUGACUAUGAAGGGUUCCUCUGUUCGUUGUUGUUGCCUGCGGGAUCUCGUCCGUCUGCUUUCGCCCUCAGAGCCUUCAACAUAGAACUGGCUCAGAUUAAAGACUCUAUAACCCAAAAGACCAUUGGUUUGAUGCGACUUCAGUUCUGGAGGAAAACUGUGGAAGAUAUAUACCAUGACAAUCCACCCCAACAACCAGUUGCAAUAGAGUUGUGGAAGGCAGUCAAGCGACAAAACUUGAACAAAAGGUGGCUUAUGAAGAUUAUUGAUGAAAGGGAAAAAAAUCUGGAUGAUAGAGGAUAUCGGGAUAUCAGUGAACUUGAAGCAUAUGCUGAAAACACACAGAGUGUCCUCCUUUAUCUCACUCUGGAAACACUUGGUGUGAAGGACAUCCAUGCAGACCACGCAGCCAGUCACAUUGGAAAGGCACAAGGCAUAGUAACCUGCUUAAGAGCUACUCCGUACCAUGCUAGCAGAGGGAGGAUCUUUCUGCCCAUGGACAUAUGUAUGCUGCAUGGCGUUUCACAGGAAGAUUUCAUAAGACGUAAACAGGAGAAGAAAAUGCAAGAUGUCAUAUACGACAUUGCCAGUCAAGCACAUGUUCAUCUAGAACACGCUAGGUCCUUCAGGAAGAGCGUUCCUCCUAAAGCAUUUCCUGCCUUUCUCUGUACAGUUGCUAUUGAGGAUUAUUUAAAUCAAAUACAAAAAGUUGACUUCAAUAUAUUUCAUCCAAGUUUGCAUCAGAAGAACACUUUACUACCUUUGCAUUUAUAUAUUAGAUCAUGGAAGAAAACUUAUUAAAUUAUAUUUAACAUGA
This is a messenger RNA of Sceloporus undulatus (fence lizard), 1138 nucleotides long. It is a transcript of the gene NDUFAF6, whose product is annotated as NADH:ubiquinone oxidoreductase complex assembly factor 6. Gene Ontology annotation, biological process: biosynthetic process; mitochondrial respiratory chain complex I assembly. The transcript has 9 exons. The record is from RefSeq and is a predicted model, not a curated record. Lineage: Eukaryota; Metazoa; Chordata; Lepidosauria; Squamata; Phrynosomatidae. Gene Ontology annotation, cellular component: mitochondrion. Bases 304 to 1122 code for a protein of 272 amino acids.